AUGUUUCUCAGUCCAGGUCACGCACCUGCUCACCUCCCCACACUUCCCACGCCAACCAUGCUGGCAGCACCGCGACUCUCGCAACCCUCGCCCGUCGCCUCGCUGCUCGUGCGUGUCGCGCCCAUGGCCACGCGCGCAAUCAGCCUUGGGCUCCAAUUCGCUACUUCCAUUCCGCCAGUCCGCAAAGCCCGCACGCCUCCAACCCCGUCCUUUUCGCGUUCCCCAGGCCCUCCGCUGCGCCACUCCGCUCACGCGCGGAGUUUUUCCGCGCGUGCGCAGUCGUCGCCCGCGGAGCCGGCGGGUCGAGGCGGAGCGGACGGGCGCACGCGGGCGGGGGGCUGCGCGGGGCUGCCGGUGGUGCACCACGCGCUGUUCAGCGCGCCGCAACUGGCGGCGAGGCACCGGUUCCCGAUGGGCGUGUUCGAGGCGAUUCACGCCAUGCUGCUGCGCGAAGGGGUGCGCCUUCGCCCUCCCGCCUGCACACUUACUCCCCCCUCUCUUCUCCUCCCCCAUCCAUGUUGCUUCCCAUUCCUCCACCCGCUAUCAUCUCUCUCACUCGCCCUCCACCACCCUCUCGCCCUCCAGGUGCACUGUGAGCAGUACCUGGCGCAGGUCUGCCAGGGCGCGCUCCCCUCGGCUGCCAUGCGCCGCAUUGGCUUCCCCUGGUCGCCCACCCUCGUUAGACGAACUCUCGCCGAGGUGGCAGGCACGUUGGAGACGGCACAGCUGGCACUGGAACAUGGACUUGCAUGUAGCACGGCAGGAGGCACGCACCACGCGUUUCGAGCCCAUGGUUCGGGCUACUGCAUUCUGAACGACCUUGCUGUCACGGCCGCUGCCCUCACUGUCUCCUCCUCCCUGCACCCGUCGCCACCGCCACCGCCGCCACUAGCAGCAGCGCUUUCGCCAACCCAAGAAGCAUCAAUGCAAUCACAGACAGCAUCACUGCCGCUGGUGUUACCAGCAGCACGAUCAGCAGCAGCAAGUGCAGCUGGUGAGGGCGAGCAGGAGGACGACGUGUGGAGAGAGCUGCUGGAGGGAGCAGAGAGCGGUGGGAGCGAGAGGGCGGUGAUGAAGAGAGUGCAGCGCGUGGCAAUAGUCGACCUAGAUGUGCACCAGCAGGCACGGUUCCCCUGCAGUUCCAUAUUCUCUCUACUCUUCCCCUCCCUGUUCCCCUCCCUCCUCCCCUCUCUUCACCUCCCUUCCUCCCCUGUUCCUCCCCAACUCGCCCCUUCCCUCCAUACUCCCCACACACCCUCCCUCUGUCAAUACGUCCUGCUCCCGUCCCUCCCACCAACCCCCAUCCCCACACUCAACCCCUUCUCCUGA
Messenger RNA from Closterium sp. Naga37s-1, 1329 nucleotides. The record is from the annotation of a GenBank genome assembly. NCBI's taxonomy places the organism in Eukaryota, Viridiplantae, Streptophyta, Zygnematophyceae, Desmidiales, Closteriaceae.